Molecule: messenger RNA, 1779 nt
Organism: Arvicola amphibius (Eurasian water vole)
Lineage: Eukaryota; Metazoa; Chordata; Mammalia; Rodentia; Cricetidae
Gene: Prox2
Product: prospero homeobox 2
Exons: 5
Coding region: 1-1779 (592 amino acids)
Biological process (GO): regulation of transcription by RNA polymerase II
Cellular component (GO): nucleus
Molecular function (GO): RNA polymerase II cis-regulatory region sequence-specific DNA binding; DNA-binding transcription factor activity, RNA polymerase II-specific
Source: RefSeq, a predicted model, not a curated record
AUGGAUCUACCUCCUGUUUUGCUUUCUUCUCAGCCGCAGACCUGCUCCCACCUGGCAGAAACCUGCAUGGAAGGCGAGAGAAGCCCACCCACAGUAGAGCUGGGCAGAGACUCCUCUUUUCCCAGUGGUCAACUGCCCAGCUCUAGCGUAACUGACUCGGAUUGGUUUUGGAAUAAGCACAUCCAGGCAAAGAGGGCCAGAGUAGAGACUAUUGUCCGCGGCAUGUGUCUCUCUCCUAGUCCCUUGGCAUCGGGCAGUGCGCGAGACAGGGAGCCUUCAUGCUAUCCAGAAAAGGUCCGGGAGCGGAAAAGAAAGCAGAGCCUUCCGAUGCACCAGGCUCCCCUAAAAUCAGGUCUUGUCUGGGAUCGAGCAUCCAAGAAGGGGGGAACCCGGGUAAAAGAGCAGCUCCAUCUACUGAAACAACAGCUAAGACAUCUCCAGGAGCAUGUCCUACAGGUUGCUGAGCCCAGAGCACCUGCGCAGGGCCCAGGAGGUACUGAGCAUAGAAGCCCCACGAGGGCAAAGCCGAGGAACAACUCCCUGUCUAGCCCCCGGACCAUGGAGAGCAAACCCCAGCCGAGUUCUAACAAGGACAUCUGUGGAGCAGUAAAGCCCAGAAUGGUUGAGGUACAGCAGGCGGAGGAGGCCAUGCUCCAUCCUUCUGGACCACGGGCUUUAGUGGAGACGCUGAGGAAAGAACUAAGCAUGGCCAUGUCCCAGGCUGUGGACUCAGUAUUACAACAGGUGCUACUGGAUCCACCAGGCCACCUCACCCAGCGGGAACCCAGCUGCCUGGGGAUAGCAUCAGAGGGCAGAAGCCAGCCUUCACCUCCAGGGAGGAGUGCCUAUCAGCCCGCACUUGCUAUUGCCACCCUGCCUAGGAGGGUCCAGGCACAAGCUGGGGUGCCCUUGGGUAAUUCAUCACGGGCUACACUUCUAGAUUCUCCUAUGUGUCCUGCCUCUCCGAGAGCAGUUCCCAAACCGUAUCAGAGUCCCCUGUCAAACUGUCCCUUGACAGCUGUGCCUUCCCACAUCUGGGAAAACCAGAUUCUUAGCCAGCUUCUGGGUCGUGGGCCCGAAGGCCAUUGGAGUGGCAGCCCUCCCCAGAACUCGUCGCCAGCCCAAAGCCGUACCUCCCCAGAGUCUGCCCAGCAGCCUUGGGGUUUGAGCCAGCAGCAGCUCCCCCUGUCGUUCACCCCUGUCCACCUGGAAAGCCGGCCUCUCCUACCCUCUGUUGAAGAUGGAGCCUGGGUGGGGAUGCAGGAUUCACACCCAGUAUCUAAUGAACACAUCCAGGAAGGCCUGAGCCCUGGUCACUUGAAGAAGGCCAAACUCAUGUUUUUCUUCACACGGUACCCCAGUUCCAGCCUCCUGAAAGCGUAUUUCCCUGAUGUCCAGUUCAACCGCUGCAUCACCUCCCAGAUGAUCAAGUGGUUCAGCAACUUCCGUGAGUUUUAUUACAUCCAAAUGGAAAAGUACGCCCGGCAAGCUAUCUCAGACGGUGUCACAGACCCCAAGAUGCUGGCGGUUCUCCGUGAUUCAGAGAUUUUUCGAGUUCUCAAUACACACUAUAACAAGGGAAAUGACUUUGAGGUCCCAGAUUGCUUCUUGGAAAUUGCCACCUUGACAUUACAGGAGUUCUUCAGGGCUGUCUCCACAGGGAAAGAUUCAGAUCCUUCCUGGAAGAAACCCAUUUACAAAAUUAUUUCAAAACUGGACAGUGACAUCCCAGAGAUACUCAAGUCUUCCAACUAUGCCCAGGAACUGUUUCGAAGUUAA